Messenger RNA from Megachile rotundata (alfalfa leafcutting bee), 1128 nucleotides. RefSeq names its product transmembrane emp24 domain-containing protein bai (gene bai). NCBI's taxonomy places the organism in Eukaryota, Metazoa, Arthropoda, Insecta, Hymenoptera, Megachilidae. The record is from RefSeq and is a predicted model, not a curated record.
UAUUUAAUGGCUGCCAACUCAUCGAUAUGUUGACGGUUCACUAUUAAAACCUGCUAUUGUUCAAAACUUUGUGCGAACAUUUUUUAACGUAGAUUUAAGAAAUUGCUUAAAUAUGAGAAACGUAGUAUUUCUUUUUGUGACAUUAAUCGCACAUGUAAGUUGUAUUAAAUUCUACCUUGAGCCAAACUCGUUAAAAUGUCUAAAGGAAGAAGUCCAAGCAAAUGUCUUGGUUGUCGGAGAAUACGAAGUUUCAGUUACGCAAGCUGUUAAAACUGAAUACAUUAUAAAAGAUUCCAAGGGACAUAUUCUUUCAAGGAAGGACGAUAUACCUCAUGGAAAAAUGUUAAAAUUUUCAUUUGUUACCGAAACAUAUGAUACUUUUGAAAUUUGCUUUAUGGCAUAUGCUAUACAACCAUCUUUCUCUGGCAAUAUCAAACAGAUUAAACAAGAAGUUCACUUAGUCACAAAACGUGGAAUAGAAGCAAAGAAUUAUGAAGGAAUAGGCGAAGCUGCAAAACUGAAACCUUCCGAGGUCGAACUAAAACGUUUAGAAGAUUUAUCCGAAGCGAUCGUUCAAGACUUUGCUCGAAUGCGAAAAAAUGAAGAAGAAAUGAGAGAUACUAACGAGGCAACAAAUACCCGAGUGUUAUAUUUCAGUAUAUUCUCCAUGUGUUGGCUCUUUGUUCUUUCCACUUGGCAAGUUUUCUACUUAAGACGUUUCUUCAAAACAAAGAAGCUCAUUGAAUGAGUGACACUAGGAAACAAUGGAAAUUAUCAAAUUUACAAUUUUUACACCUAAAAAAUUUUAUUUAUUACUGUUCUUUCAUUUUAAAUGUACUAUAAAUUCUAUAUUAUUCGAAUCGAGGGAAAACCCGCAUUUAUAACACGAAACUUUAAAAGAAAUUAAUUUUUUUUUUUUUUCAAUAAAACAGUAAGCGUAGGUGGUUUCAAUUGAUUUAGCUUCUAUUUAAUCGUUAAUUAUUAAUAAAUAAAUUGUAUUUGUAUUUGAUUUAAAAAAUGAAUAAUAAAUACCGAUCUAUUUUAAGUCGAAUAAUCGGUUCAGUAAAAUUAUGAUCAUUGACUUUGUAAUAUUUGUGCGUUUAUCGAAAUAAACUAUUGUAUUCUUUA